Oryzias melastigma (Indian medaka) is the source of this 979-nucleotide messenger RNA. RefSeq names its product chloride channel, nucleotide-sensitive, 1A (gene clns1a). The transcript has 8 exons. The record is from RefSeq and is a predicted model, not a curated record. Gene Ontology annotation, biological process: cell volume homeostasis; chloride transport; spliceosomal snRNP assembly. The coding region runs from base 37 to 786 and encodes 249 amino acids. Gene Ontology annotation, cellular component: cytosol; plasma membrane; methylosome. Lineage: Eukaryota; Metazoa; Chordata; Actinopteri; Beloniformes; Adrianichthyidae.
GCUUGGUUCGGGUCCACGUUAACGGUGAAACGGACGAUGGUUCUGGUGAGAAACCUCCGUCCUCCCACCGAGGGAGUGCGGCGCGAGGAAGCAAACACCACGGCGGUGCUGAGCGGACAGGUGCUGGGCUGCGGCACGCUGUACGUCGCCGAAACGCGCCUGUCGUGGUUUGACGGCUCAGGGAUGGGUUUCUCUCUGGAAUACCCCUCCAUCAGCUUACAUGCCAUCUCCAGAGACGUCAGCGCUUACCCCGAGGAGCAUCUCUACGUCAUGGUCAACGGAAAGCUAGGCGGUGAGGAUGAAGCUGAAAUGACUGAGAAAGCAGAAGACGAGAAUGGUGAUGAUGAUGAUGGUAGUGACAGCAGCAACGGGGAUGAAGAGGACGUGAUCACAGAAAUUCGAUUUGUUCCCAGAGACAAAGCUUCAUUGGAGUCCAUGUUCUCGGCCAUGUGUGAGUGCCAGGCGUUGCAUCCAGACCCCGAAGAUGAAGACUCAGACAACGACUUUGAAGGAGAGGAGUAUAACGUCGAGGAAGCCGAAGCAGAGUACGGCCAUGCGGACAUCCCCACCUUCUACACCUGCGAGGAGGGUCUGUCUUCACUGACGCAGGAGGGCCAGGCCACGCUGGAGAGGCUGGAGGGAAUGCUGGCUCAGUCUGUGGCUCAGCAGUACCACAUGGCCGGCGUGAGAACUGAAGAGAGCAAGGCUGAGUUUGAAGAUGGGAUGGAGGUCGAUGCUGAAAUGACGGAGGCCGGUCAGUUUGAGGAUGCAGACGUUGAACACUAGUGAGUCGUCUCAGCGUUGCUCUGUGGAUCCAAGCUCUGCAGCUUCCUUCCUGCUCUCACAUUUCGCGUACUAAACAGAUCUUUAUCAUCAUAACUUGUGGUGCUUAAGCCGAGUAAACGCAGCACAGUGUUGAUACAGUACUACCAUGUGGUAGUGGUAGUAAUAUUACUGACAUGGAGUAAAAAAACAGCAA